This is a messenger RNA of Saprolegnia parasitica CBS 223.65, 892 nucleotides long. RefSeq names its product succinate dehydrogenase iron-sulfur subunit. The transcript has 4 exons. Gene Ontology annotation, molecular function: 2 iron, 2 sulfur cluster binding; electron transfer activity. The record is from RefSeq and is a predicted model, not a curated record. The coding region runs from base 22 to 822 and encodes 266 amino acids. Gene Ontology annotation, biological process: aerobic respiration; respiratory electron transport chain; tricarboxylic acid cycle. NCBI's taxonomy places the organism in Eukaryota, Oomycota, Saprolegniomycetes, Saprolegniales, Saprolegniaceae.
GUCUUCCAAUAGUCCAGCACCAUGAUGCAAACUCGUCUCCUGGCCCGCUCGUCCGCCAUCGGCGCGCGCUCCUUCGCGGCCGCGGCUGCCGACCUCAAGCUCCAGGCGCCGGCGACCAAGAACGUCAAGUACUUCAAGAUCUACCGCUGGGACCCCGAGACGAAGGAGAAGCCGUACUUGUGCACGUACCCGGUCGACCUCAACGAGUGUGGCCCCAUGGUGUUGGACGCGCUCCUCAAGAUCAAGAACGAGCAGGACCCGACCUUGACCUUCCGCCGCUCGUGCCGUGAAGGUAUCUGCGGCUCAUGCGCCAUGAACAUUGAUGGCGGGAACACGCUUGCGUGCUUGUCGCCGAUCGACAAGAAGACGGACACGACCAAGAUUUACCCGUUGCCGCACAUGUAUGUCAUCCGCGACUUGGUGCCCGACAUGAACAACUUCUACGAACAAUACAAAUCGAUCAAGCCGUGGCUGCAGUCGGAUGUGGUCAAGGACGACAACACGGAGUACUUGCAAUCCAAGGAAGACCGCAAGAAGUUGGAUGGCAUGUACGAGUGCAUCCUCUGCGCGUGCUGCAGCACGUCGUGCCCGAGCUACUGGUGGAACCCCGACAAGUACCUCGGCCCUGCCGUCCUCAUGCAAGCGUUCCGCUGGAUUGAAGACUCGCGCGACACCAAGACGCAGGAGCGUCUCGCCGCGUUGGACGACACGUACAAGCUGUACCGUUGCCACACGAUCAUGAACUGCACCAAGACGUGCCCCAAGCACUUGAACCCGGCCAAGGCCAUUGGUAAGAUCAAGAAGAUGCUCUCGCCCUUGUAAGCGGCGGAGCAUGCGGCGGUCGAUGACACUCGUGAUGAACCAAAAUAAAAAGUGAGUCUUUGCAUUGGAA